This is a messenger RNA of Cylindrotheca closterium, 1341 nucleotides long. The record is from the annotation of a GenBank genome assembly. NCBI's taxonomy places the organism in Eukaryota, Bacillariophyta, Bacillariophyceae, Bacillariales, Bacillariaceae.
AUGGGAAAUUUCUUGGGAAGUCCAGUGACAGACAAAGAGACACAUGAGGGUGAAACGAAAGAAUACAAAUAUGGAUUAUCUUCCAUGCAGGGUUGGAGAGUGCACAUGGAAGAUGCUCACAUUGCGGAAACCACCGUGUAUUAUCUUGCUGACGACGACGGCAACAACAACAAAAAAGUCACCAUACCCAACCACGGGAUCUUUGCCGUCUUUGAUGGACACGGUGGGACCUUUGCCGCAAAGUAUUCCGGGCGAAACUUUUGUCGCGUCUUGAGCAAACAGUCCAAAUGGCAAGAAUAUGCCACUCUGUUGGAAGCUUCCACAAGUGAAACCGAAAAGGGAAAAGUAGAAUCGACCAGACGGAUGCUUUUGGACUGUUUGGAACAAGCGUUGAAGGAUGCCUUUGUUGAAUUGGAUCAAGAAAUUGGUUUGGCUACGGAAGGAACCCCUGUCGAUGACGCCGAUACCCCUUAUCAUGACGAAGCACCACCACCAAAGCCGAAUGCCAACGACGGCGACGAAGAUGGCGGCGACGACGACAAGUCAUCGGAUGAAAAAGAUGUCAUGAUGCAAGCUGCCGCGGAGCAUGUCAAUACGCUGAACGAACAUGACAACCAGAAUCAAGCACUUGCCCCAGAAGAUCCUAGCGAUGACUCUGGUACCACAGCCUGUGUUGUCUUGAUAACACCCGACCACUUGGUCUGUGCCAACGCUGGUGACUCGAGAGCUGUCUAUUCCAAGAAUGGAAACAAGGCAAUUCCACUCAGUUAUGAUCACAAGCCAGAUGAUGAAGGGGAAGAGCGACGAAUUCGGGAAGGUGGUGGAUAUGUCGCUGGGGGCCGUGUCGAAGGUGAUUUGGCCGUGAGCCGGGGGUUGGGAGACUUUCGCUUCAAGAACAUGCCAACAGUCUUGGCUGGCAAUAGUAAUAAGAACAAUUCGGAUACAGAGGAUGAGCCACAGCCAGUCCAAACAAUGCUGCCAAAAGAUCAAAAGGUAUCUCCAGUACCCGAUGUCAUUGUACAGAACCGAAACCCAGAUCAAGAUGAAUUCAUAAUUGUCGCUUGUGAUGGGAUUUGGGAUGUCCGAAGCAACCAAGAAUGCGUCAUGGAGGUUGCUGAAAUGUUGGAAGAAGGUGAAUCAAAUGUCGGAUUGAUGGCAGAAGAGGUACUGGAUCGAUGUUUGGAACUACGCUCCAAGGACAACAUGACCGCAGUAAUAGUGUUAUUUCCACUGCAAAAGAUUGGUGAGGGAGGUGGUGUUGGGGCACGACGAGAAGAACGGGCAAAAGAAUUAGAAGCAGAGCGAGAACAAAGUAAAAAUGUACCACGCUCAACUUUAUAA